CGGGCCCGCGUCCCCCGAGCUCCCGCGACGUUCUCAGCCCAGAGCGCCGGCUGCCGGCUGCCCACCCCGACGCGAGCCCGCCGGAACUCUUGCCCUGGUCUCGGCCCAGCCUGCACCUCUUCCUACCGGACCCCUGGUCAUGCGCCCUUUACCUCCGGACGCCCCGGCCGUCUCUGCCCGCUCCUCCCCUGCAGAACUGUCAGAAGUUCUCGUGAACUAGGCCCCUCUCAUCCCGCAGUCCCCUCUCCACCCUGCCUCCCCUCUCCCUGGGCUGGGAACCGGCGUUUCGCGCGGUCCUCUUCGGCGGGGAGGGAGCCAGAGUCUGCGCCGACCCGACGCGCCGAGCUCCACGUGUCAGUCCCAGACACGUCAGAGCUGGGACCCCGAGUCCAGCCUCCACCUAGCGGGCCUGCUGCCGAUCGUCGCCACGUGUCAUCCCCAGGACUCACCCCUGGAGCCCCUUGGCAGGUUGGGGGAGAUUCUUCUCACCCAGGGCGAGUAGGGGCAUGUUGCCCCCUCCCCAGGGAACCCAGGUCCCUGACUGUCACUCUUGCCCACAGUAAGAGCUACGGCAAUGUGCUGGUGUUGGACGGCGUCAUCCAGUGCACAGAGAGGGAUGAGUUCUCCUACCAGGAGAUGAUAGCCAACCUGCCCCUCUGCAGCCACCCCAACCCACGCAAGGUGCUGAUCAUCGGGGGCGGGGAUGGGGGUGUCCUGCGGGAAGUGGUCAAGCAUUCCUCCGUGGAGUCCGUGGUUCAGUGCGAGAUUGAUGAGGAUGUCAUUCAGGUCUCUAAGAAGUUCCUGCCGGGCAUGGCCGUUGGCUACUCUAGCUCAAAACUGACCCUACACGUAGGCGACGGUUUUGAGUUCAUGAAACAGAACCAGGACGCCUUUGACAUCAUCAUCACUGAUUCCUCAGACCCCAUGGGCCCUGCUGAGAGUCUCUUCAAGGAGUCCUAUUACCAGCUCAUGAAGACCGCCCUCAAGGAGGAUGGCAUCCUCUGCUGCCAGGGUGAGUGUCAGUGGCUGCACCUGGACCUCAUCAAGGAGAUGCGGCAGUUCUGCAAGUCGCUUUUCCCCGUGGUGGACUACGCCUACUGCACCAUCCCCACGUACCCCAGUGGCCAGAUCGGCUUCAUGCUGUGCAGCAAAAACCCAAGCACCAACUUUCGGGAGCCUGUGCAGCAGCUGACGCAGAAGCAGGUGGAACAGAUGCAGCUGAAAUACUACAACUCCGAUGUGCACCAGGCAGCCUUCGUCCUGCCCGAGUUUGCCCGUAAGGCUCUGAAUGAUACGAGCUGAGCCCAGGUGCCGCUGCUGACGCCACCCAGGACCUCGGCCAGGGAGCCUCCAGGGCACCUGGGCCCCCCAGCCCUGGACAAGACCCCUGCUGGCCCACCCACCAGCCAAGUGUUACAGGCCCCAGAAUGCUGCCUGGCCGGCCCCGCCGGGUAGACUGUCUGUCUUUCUCUGUGGCGUUCAGCCGCCAAGCUUAUACCAGCUGUGUACAGCACCAUCUCCACCUUCUGUCACUCCUCACUCACCAAACACGUGUAUUUAUAACAAAAUUCUGAAUUUUGUGUCCCUGGACCUCAAAUGGGCCCAGGCAGGGGCUGCAUCAGCUAUUCACGGGUUCCCCGGUGUGCCAGACUCUCCUGGCCCUGCUGUCUGGCCUCUAAGCAGCUGCUGUGUGCAUAGGCAGGCCUGCCUCCCUGUAUAAGCUUGCACUGGUCCUUUGACCUCUGUAGUACCUAGGGACACACUGGUCAUCAAACUGGACCCAGAUCUGUCCUGAGAAGCAGGCUUAGUCGUUCCUUCCCCAAGCCCCACACAAGGUUGGUGGUGACACCUGUGGGGCCAAGGCUGGGAGCUUGUAAAGUCAAAGGCUUUGCUUUUCCUUUGGGCUACCUGACAGGGUUCUCAGGAGAAUUUGGGCCAGGUCUCACCCUAGGGUAGAUGCUGGAGGUGACCGCAGCUGGCUGGGGUCCAGCUACUUGGGCCUGCACAUCGGGUGCCUUGACUUGGCUCAGAUUUCAGACCUGGGUUCAAAUCCUGCCUGCCCCUCCUCAUGAGUGUGGCCUCUGAUAAAUUCCUAGAAGCUUCUCUCAAGUGCUGAGAGGUUGAGAAAGGAGGCGUGGGUUGCCACACCAGGACUGUGGGCACAUGACUGUCCCCUCUCCAAGGUGCUGAACCUCCGGGCACCCCAGCCCUCCUGACUGCUGGGACUGAGGCUCUGGUGGUGGGACAGGAGCCACCACAACUGGGUGCAGAUUGGGGGAGGGAGCUUCUAGCUUACUCCUACUUCAAGGGGAUUGGCAGGGAAGGUCCCUGCUCCUUGCAAAAGGAUGUCACCAACCUCCACCCCACAUCUGUCCUUAACAGGGCAUGGCCAGAGGAUGUGUUAACAUAGGGGACUUGAGGGUAGGGAAGGGGACAAGGGAGUGGCCCCAACCUGGUGGUGGUUUGAUAACACCCCCAACCCCACCCCUACCCUGGGCAGCCACUUUGGAACCCCCACUCAGCAGGGGCUAAGACUGCAGUCAUAAUGAGCAUGGGGAACAAGGGUCCAGCUUUGCCACCAACUCCUUGCAUAGCCUCGGCCAGUCACCCAGCCUUCUCUGGGCUUCCUGUGCUUCACCCUCAGGAAGCCACUGGACCAGGAGCAGAAGGAAGACCAGCAUGACUAGUGCUGCUUCAUCACCUGCUCUAAUUCCUUUAAACUUGACUGUCUACCCACGGGAAAGGUAUUAGGUCCACUCAAGAUUAGGUGACAUGCCUAAGGCCACGCCAGGCAACUGGCCUCCCAGGGGCCACCCAACUCAGUCAGCCUCUGCAGCUCUGCCCGAGCACCUUGGGGAUCCCAGCAGGGGCACCCACCUGGACCUCCACUCAGCAGCCCUCCCCACAGCCCAUCUUACUGGCCAAGCUCCAGGACGAUCCAUGAGGAUGACCCAGGGAGUGAAGGUGGGCAGGGAAGGAGGGGUUCCAGCUCUAGGGGUACUGGACAUGGGUUACAUUAACUCUGACUUGAGCUGCUCACAACUCCUGACUUGGGUACCCCGUCUGUAAAAUGGGAACAAUGGUCUGCACCUGUUACAAGGCUUCAUUAAGGAGUAUGUGUCAUGCAGUGCUCACUAAGCUGGUGAAAAUCAGGAUUUCUUGGGCCAGAGAAGGAGGGGAGAGGGCCCAGGUUGCAGAGAGCUGGGGCCAUUCGAGAAACAAAAAUGCCUAACCAGAAAGUAGAAGUUGUCUGCAGUGUAAACCCCUCCACUUUCCCAACUUCUAGUGAAACCUGCACAUAUGUGCAGGCGUGGACGUUAAGGACUAGCACUGAACCCACAAUUGGGUGGACGUGAUGUAGACAUGGACUGAUCCACUGAAACAGAAGCAGGCGUUUGGUGGGGAUGUGACCUGAGUCCUCCAAAGUCCCAGAAAACUGGAAGAGGGCAGUGAACAGGCCAUGUCUGUAGCACGGAGAAUAAAAUCACUCCUCCAUAAAAUCUGGAGUUUUGAAGCUCAGUUAUUAAAAUCAGCCCUGCCCCCGGAUGAAAGAUUCAUACAGCUCCCACGUGGGUUGUUAGGAGAAAACUAGCAGUCAUCCUCUGCCCGCUUCUCCUCGGAGGCAGCGUGUCACCUCCUCCAGCUGAUUGCUUUGGUAUUUACUUUCCUGUCUCUAAAUAACAUGCUUGUAUUACUACUUCUCGCCUAGUCAGUUUUGUCAUAAUCUGUUGAUUUCCCGCUCGGGAAGAUGAGGAUUUAGCUCUUCGCUCACCUGCUCCCAACACGCUCUCAACAACCAAACGCUGAUCUCGGCUGGCGCAGCAGCCCGUGUUUGCACCAGCACAGCUCUGCACAAGCCAUUCGCAGCUGAGACCAGGAGAAAACUAACUUUUAUCUCUGGCGCAGCUUCUUGUUUUCCCUGGAGGCUUUUCUCGUUCGCUUAGUUUUCAACACAUUCAUCACUAACUUAGCCCCAAGCUUUUACCAAGUCUCUAAAGCUCUUAAGAUCUUUGGACUCAACACGCUUCUUGAGGUUCUGGUCAAUGUGCUAAUUGAUUUUUUUAAAUUGUGAGAUUUGUAUUUUACUUAGUCUCAUUAGAGUUUAUAAUUAAUUCAUGAUUAUAUUUAAUGGAAUGUUCAGUAAUAAGAAAUAUUAAUGUACAUACUAUGUACUUUACUUCUUUACCGUGAGUUGUACCAUAAUGUAUAUAACAUCAUUUAGGAAAAAUAACUAAACAUUUUUUUAAAGAAUAUUUGGACUCCAUAGGUGUCCUCUCAUUUUCAUCCUCCUCACUACCCCAAAUGGAACUUCUUGUUGGACUCUUGUCUCUUGAUCCCACGUCUUCCUGUUUCUGGUUUACUCCCCCCCCCUUUUUUUUUUACUUUUAAUUUUUUUAUUUAAAAUCUUUUUUGGUGGGGGAGGUAAUUAGGUUUACCUAUUUAUUUAUUACUUUUGGUAGGGGUACUGGGGAUUGAACCCGGGACCUCGUGCAUGCUAGGCAUGCACUCCACCGCUGAGCUGUACCCUCCCCCUACUCCCUUGGUUUGGUGGAGCAUAUCCUAGAGGAGCUUUCUGAGAAACAGGACAAGGGAUGAAGGUUUUAAAAAAUCUGAGAUGCAUGGAAAUGUCUAUUCCACCUUCUUAAUGGAUGGGCAUAGAAUUUGGAUGAGUAUAGAUGUUGGAAAUGAUCUUUCAACAUUUUGAGAUUCGCUCUUUUCCAUUGUUAUUAGUUAUCUAUUGCUGUGUUUAAAAUUAGCCCCAAAUAUAGCAGAUUGAAAUAAACAUGUCUUUCCUGUGGGUCAGGAA
This is a messenger RNA of Vicugna pacos (alpaca), 4807 nucleotides long. The record is from RefSeq and is a predicted model, not a curated record. Lineage: Eukaryota; Metazoa; Chordata; Mammalia; Artiodactyla; Camelidae.